Gongylonema pulchrum is the source of this 501-nucleotide messenger RNA. The record is from the annotation of a GenBank genome assembly. Lineage: Eukaryota; Metazoa; Nematoda; Chromadorea; Rhabditida; Gongylonematidae.
AGAAUUUUUAAAGGAUUUAAUAGAUUUUUCAGCUUACAGUGAUAAUAAAAUCGAAGAUGUAGCAACGCGCAGCAUCCUCUAUCUAACAGAUAAGGCUUUGAAUUAUCCGACUUACAAUCACUCACGGGGAUUGGUCAUCGAUCAACUAAUUCGAUUUCUCGGCUUUCGCCCGGAACAUCUACGACCUGAUGCGCCUUCAUACAUUCAACCUAUAAGAGAGUUAUUGAUACUGCCAAAUCCGAAUUUCCUCAGUGCUCAGCUACAAUGGCCAUUUGAUCCAGAAAGCGUGUCGGUUCCAGCGCAAGCGCGCGACUGGUACGAACUGACUAUCUACUGCCCAGCACGAGACAAACGUAAUAUUGGAGCCGGACAACGAGCUGGUUUGCUUACAAAGUGGGAUGCAGUAAAGCUGAACAGUAUGUUCUGUCCUGAUCGGGUUGGCGCCAUCGAUCCACGCUAUGGCCCAUGUGUUGUACCACGAAAAAACGCGCAUGUUUAGCA